Molecule: messenger RNA, 1805 nt
Organism: Phyllotreta striolata
Lineage: Eukaryota; Metazoa; Arthropoda; Insecta; Coleoptera; Chrysomelidae
Source: the annotation of a GenBank genome assembly
AUGCAGAUUACGUUAGUCAAAAUGUCCAGACAAUUUCCCAGAAAGUUCUUCUCUUGGAGAACACUGCGCCAUUCCAGAACGUACUCCACCGAUCGUCCUUACUCCACAGCAUUGGGCGUGCUGCAGGACGUGGAGGACAAAAAUGAUUACGAUUACAAACUAGAAGACGUAGACAUCGAUCCCAAGGACUACAAGGACAUCCCCGGUCCCAAAGAGUUGCCUUUCAUUGGAAAUUCCUGGAGAUUCGCCCCGCUUAUUGGUCAUUACAAAAUUCACGAAUUGGACAAAGUUAUGUGGUCUUUGUACAAGCAAUACGGUAGGAUAGUAAAAGUGAGCGGUCUGAUAGGUCACCCGGAUUUGCUGUUCAUAUUCGACGCCGAUGGCAUUAAAAAGGUAUUUAAAAACGAGGAAAUCAUGCCGCACAGACCGUCGAUGCCGUCUCUACAUUACUACAAACAGCAAUUGCAGAAGGAUUUUUUCCAAGGAAACGAAGGCGUCAUUGGAGUGCAUGGCCCAAAGUGGGAGGCUUUCCGAAAGCAAGUCCAGCAAUUCCUGCUGCCUCCUAUAACAGCCAAAAAAUACAUCGAGCCUUUGGAUGGGAUAUCGAUGGAUUUCUUGAACAGAAUGGAAGAUAUGCUGGACGAAAAUCGGGAGCUACCAGACAAUUUUCUAUCGGAAAUUUAUAAAUGGGCAUUGGAAUCGGUGGCCAGAGUGUCGUUGAACAAGAGAUUAGGCUGUUUGGAACCGAAUUUACCGGUCGAUUCGGAAUCGCAGAAGAUCAUAAAUUCCAUCAACACGUUCUUCUGGAACGUGGCAGAAGUAGAAUUGAAAUUUCCCGUUUGGAGGUUCUAUAAAAACAAGGCUUUCAGGAAAUAUAUCGGCGCCUUGGAAAAUUUCAGAACUUUGUGUCUGAAAUACAUCACGCAAUGUAUAGAGGAAAUGAAGAGCAAGUCUUACGAACACAUGAGAGAUCAGGACAUUUCAAUUUUGGAGCAAAUCCUUAUGAAAACCGGCAACACCAAACUGGCUGCCGUAUUGGCUCUGGAUCUCUUCCUUGUCGGAGUGGACACAACUUCUAUUGCAGCGGCUUCGACGAUGUACCAGUUGUCACAAAACCCGGAGAAACAACAGAAGUUGUACCAAGAACUGCUUAACAUUAUGCCUAGUCAAAAUUCUCAAGUAGAUUUAGCGGCUCAAGAAAAAAUGCCUUAUCUUAGGGCAUGCAUAAAAGAAACAUUAAGAAUGUAUCCUGUGAUAAUCGCCAAUGGAAGAAGCCUUCAAACUGACACAAUACUCGAAGGAUAUAAAGUGCCUAAAGGGACUCACGUGAUAUUUCCACAUUUGGUGGUAAGCAAUAUAGAAGAAUACGUUGAAGAUCCCGGUAAGUUCGUCCCGGAAAGGUGGCUGCAUUCCAAUCAUUCCGAGUGUCCGGUGAAACAAGAGAAAAUCCAUCCCUUUAUAGCUUUGCCAUUCGGUUACGGUAGGAGGUCGUGCUUGGGAAGGAGAUUUGCCGAGGUGGAGCUCAACAUACUGUUAGCUAAAGUUUUUAGAAGAUACCAAGUUGAAUACAAUUACGGGCCUUUGACGUAUAAAAUUACACCCACUUAUGUUCCCGAGCAGCCUUUGAAAUUCAAACUCACAAAGAGAGAAAUAUAAAAGCACUGUAGUAGAAGUAACAAAAACAGUAUAAAUUCUAAUCGUAAUUAUUCGUUAAAACGUUUAUGUGUUCAAAUUGUACCCUACCUUACCCAUCACACUGACAAAUAAUUUUUUAGUGUAAUUCCUACAUUUUAACAUACGUAUAA